This is a messenger RNA of Acipenser ruthenus (sterlet), 2365 nucleotides long. Its product is annotated as mitogen-activated protein kinase kinase kinase 14-like. The transcript is spliced from 12 exons. Gene Ontology annotation, molecular function: ATP binding; protein kinase activity. The coding region runs from base 284 to 1834 and encodes 516 amino acids. Gene Ontology annotation, biological process: protein phosphorylation; positive regulation of canonical NF-kappaB signal transduction. Lineage: Eukaryota; Metazoa; Chordata; Actinopteri; Acipenseriformes; Acipenseridae. The record is from RefSeq and is a predicted model, not a curated record.
GAAAUUAGUCUGCUUUGUUUUCCGGUCUUUUUUGGGGUUCAAUCAACUUAAGACUGCCCUAUGCAGUCACACUGUCAAUGCUAAAGUGUUAAUGCUAAUCAUUUUAAUGUGACAUGCCACAGGAAACUGUGUGGUUAACAAACCACAAUAAAAGUGUUGAAACAGCUUGCAAUUGUUAGAAAAGUCAUAUAAAACUGUGGUUUCACUGAAGAUUAGAUGUCAUUUGAACACACACCUAUAAUAAUGCAUAGCAAAAAUAUAUGACUAUAUCAUUUAAACUAAAAUGUCUCACGAGGAAUGGUACAGAGCAAAUGAGGUUUUGGACACAUUUUCUUCACCACAUCCAGGAGCCCACUGUCCUUUCUCUGGGGCUCUCUUCCACCUGUCUCCCUCAGACAACGCCCUCUAUCUGUACCUUAAUGAUACUGCAGGAGAUUCUGGUAAAAGUGUGCCGGCCUUGGAGGAGGAGUCCGAUUUUUCAUCCUUUAAAGAUGAGCCUGCAGUGAUCUAUGGAGGUGAAAAAGAACUUCAGCAGUUUGGUGUAUUUUGUGUUGAUCUUCAGAAAUUAAAAAAGAACCAUAAAAAGAACUGUCAUAAAGGCCUAUUAUUAAAGAAACUCCUGGUCGCAGAGUCUGGAUUCUACAGAGAAGGAAUAGAGUGGUUGUUGGGACAUAACUUGGGGUCUGGAAAAUUUGGCACUGUCUUUGAAGUCAUUGAUACCAGUAGCCAGUUUAAAUGUGCAGCAAAAAAGGUGGAGUUGAAUGACUUUAAACAGGAGGAGCUUGAGAUCUGGAAAGCUUUAAGUGGUCCCCAUGUUGUGGAACUGUUCGGAGCUGUUUUGGCAGGAGACCAUGUGAUAUUCUUCAUGCAAAUGGCUAAUGGAGGGUCUCUCAGCCAGCUAAUAAAUAAACAGGAACGACUUUGUGAGAUACAAGCUCUAUUCUAUUUCAAAAUGAUUUUAGAUGCCUUGGAGUAUUUGCAAAAGCAAGAUAUUAUUCACAAUGACAUCAAAGGUGACAACAUGCUCCUCUCAGACACAAAACAGCAUCUUUUCCUUUGUGACUUUUCUUUUGCUGAAAAACUUCGCCCUGGACAGGAUUUGAUUUGUAAAGGCAAGUUGCAAGGGAGGACUCAGACACACAUGGCACCCGAGGUGGCUAAAGGCACUGGUCACAAUGGUAGAGCAGAUGUGUGGAGUGCCACCUGCACACUGCUUCACAUGAUCAAUGGCAGGCACCCAUGGAUGAAGAGAUACCACCACCUUCCAUCUCUAGAUGUGGUGGUGGCAAAUAAUAGCCCACCGCUGUUUGAAAUUCCAAAGAAUUGCCACAGGGAAGUGAAGAAACUUAUUAGGUGGGGGCUGACAGUGGAUCACUAUAAACGCCCACAGGCCAGUUCCUUACGAGAUGAAGUUGACACAGUUCUGUCUAAAUUUGGAUAUCUGGCAUCCUCACCUAUUGAAGAGAAUUGUGAAACUCUAGAAGCCAGUCAAUCCUUUGUUAUGAAAGACCCAGUCGAUCCAAUAGAGGGUCAGUCGUUCAGUUUCAGAUCAAAUGCAGUGCAUUUUUUACUGGACCAGGAUGAAGCAUUAAAGGCUAAAGAGAAUUCUUCAGAAGUGCCUGAAACAUCAUUGAAAUGGACCAAUAGCCAGGGAGGAGAUGGUAAUAAAAUAUCACAUUCCCUGAGAAUGGCAGGUGAAGACGACAGGUUAGAGAUUAUUAAAGCUUUUCAAAGAGACAGGCUAUCAACCUGUAACUCUGCAGAGGAUCUGGAAGAAUGGAUAAGCCUGGUCGACAAUACAGAACUCUUGUUAGAGGACGAUGUUAUGGAAUAAUGUCAGCGCACAGACUGGAGAAGAGAGUUUUUCAUCUUUCACAGCGUGCAUAUAUUUAAAUACAUUUAAAGACUAUUGCUUGUGACAUGCUAUUUUACCCUAUUUAUUAUACAUUUUGAUGACAUGCAUGAUGUUAGAUUGGUUUUACUGGUGGAGGUGAUACAUGCUGUUAAGCUGGGACAUAUUUUCAAAGCAUUACCUCUGCUUUUUAAUUACUUUUUUAAAACCACUUUUUUCUUCUUCUCAAUAUUAACAUUGAGAGAAGGUGCCAUGACCAGCCACCCAAAAGCAAGAUAAAAUAAAAUCAAGGCAGAAAUAAAGAUUAAGAUAAUCUAAAUACACAAUGUCAAGAAUAAAAACAAAAUGACUGUCAUCUUAAGGAAAACUGUCCGCUUAAAAAAAGAUUUAAAAAAACAAACAAAACACACACACAAUGGUACAUCAACUGCCCUGUUAUUUACUUGCACAUAUGCAUACUGUAUCUGCUAUGAAUUUUGUCUUGUUAUAUUUCAAUAAAAAUGAAGUAAAGGA